AUGACUUUACGAUUUCUCGAACGCAAAGCAAAAAAUGGUGGAUUUACUUCGGCCGAAGAGUUUCUGUAUGAUUUCAAGCUGAUUCAACACAAUGCCGUCCUCUACUACAAGAAAGACAAAGUUGCUAGUUAUGCCAACGAAUUGUACGAGAUUGGAUUUUUCGAGUAUUGCAAAGUAUCCUAUUGUUACCAAUGUUAUCUUCGAUCGGUCGUUGACAAAAUGGAGAUUUAUCAGGGUGAUCAGUUCCUCGUCGCUUGUAAUCGUCCACACGGUCUUGUCUGGGCUCAAGUUCCCGGCCAUGGUUAUGAACCAGCUAAAAUUAUCAAUAUUAGUGCCUUUAAGGAUGGGAAAAAGAAUUCAAAGUUUGUCCCGGCAGUUGAUGUUUGCGUUUUUGGCUCUCGUGAAAAAGUGACCGACUUAAAAAUGGAUCAAUGCUUUGUGUAUUCUCAAAAUGAUCCCACUGGACUCCAGGUUGCUCUUAAAGAGACCGUCAAAUUAGAACUGGAUAAAUACAUGGAGUCUGUUAUGGACGCUAUAGCCAAACCGCGAUGUGCUAUUAAACUUGAAAGUGUUGUCCCAAUGAUUCCCGAAUACGCUUCUAAAUUGACUCUUGAGAGUUUAUACUUAGUCAAGAAAGUCAAGUCAAACGGAUUUUCAAACGAUCCAAUCGUCGAUGUUACUUUCAUUCCUCUUCAAACCGCUGUUGCUCCUGCUCCUCAACAUGUUCAAGUUGUGACAUCAAACCAAUCAAGGGUUAGUUCUGCUGUUAAAAGAGCGUCUUCUUCCAAGAAAAAAGACUCAAAUGCCAAGGUUUCCAAAACUCUUGAGCAAGACAGUUUGCAAAUCAAAAUCACAAUUGACAGCUCACAUUAUGAUCAGUUUCAGCCAAGGGCCUCCACUUCUAAAUCUUCGACUGCUGCUUCAACAAACCUAAGUCCAAGUAGUGCCGUUUCAGAUGCACCUUCGCAAGCUCAGCCAAAAUCUAAUGCCAAGGGCAGUUCAACCGUUGUCGCCAACUCUCUCGCCACAAAGUCUCUUCUACCAGGCGCUCAGAUAAAGCAAGAGCCUGUUGAUAGCAUUGUUCCAAUUCCAAGCACUUCAAAAGUUUUGACUUCAUCGGCAACAACUGCAGAGGGAAACAGUGCUUCAAGUGCAACUGGUGUCAAUUCUGAUUCAACACUUGCUCCAAUCGCCUGCACCAGCGAAUGCUCCAACAAAGUUCGCCUUUUAGAAGCCAUGGGCCGCCGUAAGGCCGCCAUAAUCGACGAAUUGAAAAAGACAUUGAUUAAGGUACAUCCUUCUUCAAAGAGUUCACUAUUGGGUAAAUGGUGCAAGUGCUGCUAUCAAACGCGCAUAACCAACCACAUGUGCUGCAAUGAUGAGUACUACUGCAGCCUGGAAUGUCAACACGACGAUUGGAUUCACCACGAAAAAAUUUGUACUCGAGUGAAAAGAAGCAAUUAA
Molecule: messenger RNA, 1464 nt
Organism: Rhagoletis zephyria (snowberry fruit fly)
Lineage: Eukaryota; Metazoa; Arthropoda; Insecta; Diptera; Tephritidae
Source: RefSeq, a predicted model, not a curated record